Fimicolochytrium jonesii is the source of this 527-nucleotide messenger RNA. RefSeq lists its product as uncharacterized. NCBI's taxonomy places the organism in Eukaryota, Fungi, Chytridiomycota, Chytridiomycetes, Spizellomycetales, Powellomycetaceae. The record is from RefSeq and is a predicted model, not a curated record. The coding region runs from base 101 to 445 and encodes 114 amino acids. The transcript has 2 exons.
GCCCCAAAUUCGCGGUAGAAGGACCAUUUGUGUGCAUACAGUAGCCUCCGAACAUUGACAUCCCAACCAAUUCUCCUCUCACUAUAUAAGAGUGGGCGCCAUGGGAGGCUCUCCGCUCAAGCUGAUCUGGCCGUCGGGCGAGAUCAAGCUCAGACGAACGUUGUUGUGUUGUGUCUUGAGAUUGACUUCGGGCGUCGCGUCGCCAAUCAUCCCCGGAGAGCCUCCCACCGAUUUUACACUGCGGGCGCGAAGCCGCCGGCAUUCCUUCUGUCCGUCCCUCCCCAUAUCAAGCGCACACCAACGUGUGCUUAUUUGGGCGUGUGCUUAUUUGAGGAAGGGCAUGUCUCGAGCAGCGUCAUUGCGGCGUCCUCGAUUUUCAUUAGGCACCGCUUUUUCCGUCAUCCCUUUUGCGAGAGGCAUCUCUGAUCUGCACAGGACGAAUUAGGACAAACCGGAGGUGCUUAUUUGAACACUGCUCCCAAGAAUAGGAUAAGGAGGAGAUGAGCUUUAUCCCCGGAGCUUUGCGU